Vigna radiata var. radiata (mung bean) is the source of this 1003-nucleotide messenger RNA. RefSeq names its product probable phospholipid hydroperoxide glutathione peroxidase. NCBI's taxonomy places the organism in Eukaryota, Viridiplantae, Streptophyta, Magnoliopsida, Fabales, Fabaceae. Gene Ontology annotation, biological process: response to oxidative stress. The record is from RefSeq and is a predicted model, not a curated record. Gene Ontology annotation, molecular function: glutathione peroxidase activity. Bases 84 to 794 code for a protein of 236 amino acids. Gene Ontology annotation, cellular component: cytosol. The transcript is spliced from 6 exons.
CAGCUACGAGAAUAAGAAGAACCAAGAAGGAAGGUGUCGCUCUACGCGGAAUAAAGACGCUAUAAAUUACAACUUAUUUACCAAUGCUUUCUUCUUCAACCACUCGCAUCUUCAUCCACACAACAACUGCUAUAAGAUUAGCUUCUUCCACCUCUUCUUCUUCUUCUUCUUCCUCCUCUCUUCGAUUCCUCUCCAACCCUACCCUCUUCCGCCCUGUUUUGCACGCUUAUUUCAAACCGCUUCCUUCAACCUCGUCCACCUCUUUGUUCUCCUCCUUGAGAACCGAUCACACUAUGGCCACCUCAAGCGCCAAAUCAGUCCACGAUUUCACUGUUAAAGAUGCUAAGGGAAAUGAUAUUAAUCUUGGUGACUACAAAGGGAAGGUCCUUAUAAUUGUCAACGUUGCCUCACAAUGUGGCUUGACUAAUUCGAAUUACACAGAGCUGAGUCAGUUGUACGAGAAGUACAAACAAAAAGGUCUGGAGAUUCUAGCAUUCCCAUGCAAUCAGUUUGGGGCACAGGAGCCUGGAUCUAAUGAACAGAUACAAGAGUUUGUCUGUACUCGCUUCAAGGCUGAGUUUCCCGUGUUUAACAAGGUUGAUGUGAAUGGUGACAGUGCUGAUCCACUCUACAAGUAUCUAAAAUCAAGCAAAGGUGGACUCUUCGGGGAUAAUAUCAAAUGGAACUUCUCCAAGUUCCUUGUUGAUAAGGAGGGGAAGGUUGUUGAUCGCUAUGCACCCACAACUUCUCCUCUGAGCAUUGAGAAGGACUUGUUGAAGUUGUUGGAUGCUUGAAGCUAUGGAUGACUGCAUCUGUCAAUAAAUGAGUAGAGAUUAGAACAUAAUUAUAAAUAAGAAAAGUGUUGCAGAUGUUGUUGCACUUUCCUGUCUUUCUUACAUAUGCUGAAACAGUUGCUCUUGUACCUCAUAUUAUGUUCAUAACCAUGACAUUGUCUACUUAAACUUAAGCUUUCUAUUAAUUGCUCUCAUUACAUUGCUCUUAA